Molecule: messenger RNA, 932 nt
Organism: Capsella rubella
Lineage: Eukaryota; Viridiplantae; Streptophyta; Magnoliopsida; Brassicales; Brassicaceae
Exons: 4
Coding region: 81-734 (217 amino acids)
Source: RefSeq, a predicted model, not a curated record
AAAAUCAAGAAACAUUCAUUCUCUUCUCUCAUUGUUUCGUUUCAACUUUCCUAUCGAGAAAGUGCGUUAGGGUUGCGAUCAUGUCGGACACUGUUUUGACGGAGGUUGACCCUCUUAAGGAUCCGGAGUUGCACAAAGUAUCGAAACCUUCCACAAAAGAGCUCAAGGUAGGAGAUGUGGAAGAUGAUGAGUAUCUUCGACAGUUUUUGUUGUUUUACUACGAAUUCCAUAAAUCCGAGGGUUUCACCGUGGAUUGGGAGAAAUAUGAUUACGCGUUCGCUCCUAGGUCGUUGGAUAAUUCUCCACCUAUUGGCGAGACACGAACCAAUGCCGAAAUUAUCCGUGAUACGACCCUCUUUGUCAUCGAGAAAUACAAUAAAGCUCAUCGAACAAAGAAGCUCGUGUUUGACAAGCAUAUCUCAGCAAAUUACAAAUUUGCUUCUGGUAUUAUCUGCUGGUUAACAUUCUGGGCUACAGAUAUGGCCUCACACACUCCUGUAUCGCAAAUCUAUCAAGUAAAAGUGUGGCGUCGCGGAAUACGGUAUGAUAUUCCCAUGUUCAGGCUCAAGCCCAAGGAAGAAGAGAUGGAUUCUAUUGAUGUGGAACCUCCCACUCCCAUGCCUUAUGAUGACUAUGAGAAACCACCUGUUGUGUUUCUUCGAGCUGGUCCUGAAGCUGGUGUCCCUUUUAUCUUCGAUCGUUCUGGAGCUUUCUACUCUUAUAAUUCCGAUUAGAGAUUCUCUUUAGGUCUGGUGUGUAAGGGAAAAGUAUACCAUGCCCUUGGUGUCACCGACUAGUGUUUCUUAUUAAAGUUGUGUCGAGUCUCUAGACAUAUUUUAUGUUUGGAUAGUUCAUUUAUUGUUUACUCUUAUCAACUUAUCCGGAUUCCUUGAAAUUUAAGCAAAUAUCAUAACCCAAGAUGUUUCAAUUAA